GCUUCUCUGCGUACUGCCCCAAAGUCUUGCACACUUAGAAACACGCCGAAAUAGGGGAAGGGGCAGAGGGAGGCUUAGCGCGGCUGGAACAGAGUUAGGCAGCCGCAGAGACCCGCCUGCGAGUGUGAUGACCCAGAGGAUGGGAGACCAGGUGAGAAUCCCACCUGGGGCGACUGGGUUGUACAGAGCAGUGCUAGUCAAAUCAGCAUCUAUGUAUUCAGAAAUACAAACAGAGCGGCCUGAUAUUGGGAACAUCAUGACCCAUCCUGAUUAUCUCGAUGGAAACCCUGAUCUUAUCAAACCUAAAAAGCUGCACAAUCCUGUAAGAGCCUCGAAAAGCCAUCAGGAACUUCACAGGGAGCUACUUAUGAAUCACAGAAGAGGAUUGGGAGUUGAGAGUAAACCAGAACUACAAAGAGUCCUGGAGCAUCGUCGACGAAACCAGCUGAUGAGACAGAGGAAAGAAGAAGAAGAGGCAAAGAAAUUAAAAUCUCCAUUUGAACAGGAGCUCUUGAAGAGGCAACAGAAGCUUGAUCAGUUGGAAACGGAAGACAAGAAGCAAGAAGAGAAUGCACCAGAAUUUAUUAAAGUCAAAGAAAAUCUGAGGAGAACAUCUGCAGUAACUGGGGCAGAGAAAGUUGUAUAGCAAGGCAUCAGCUAAGACCAUAAUAGAUUAAGAUCUUCUGCUUUGAAUACCUACAUUCUGACAUUUUGGUAAACAGUGGACGUUCAAAGUUAUGUCUUUGGGGCUACUUACUAUACAUUAAUGCUUGCUCCAGUAAAAGUUUUGAUGGGGCAUUUUCACAUCUGGGGAAAAAAGAACACCCAAACAAUGUGGCUUUUUGUUCACAAGAGUCCUCAGAUGCGAAAAAGAUAAGGUAAUGGAGAUCUAGGCUUCCUUUCAAGUACUGGGAUAAUGCCAAUAAUGCAGGUGUCCUUUCCCAUCACUAACCUUUGGCUAAUCCCUUGAGAUUCAGCAGGACAGGCGCAUGUGUAGAAUGGGAGAUGCUGUCUGAAGAGAAAGAGAUUGCUAAACACUUGGGAUUUCAAGUUUUUAUAUAGCAGAGCAUUCCGUUGGUGGUAUUGAAAUCUUCAGUUUAGCUAAAUCAGUGCUUGAGGGAGCAAGUUGGAAAACUAAAAAAGAUGGUAAAAGGGGAAGUUAUGAUCCAUAGGGAAAGUACUAGCUAAGGUUUAGAGCACAUCUACCUAGGCUGGCAUCAUAGGUGCUGUAUCCAAGCAACAAUAUCCAGCAGAUAUAUGUGUGUUUCUUUGUUCCUGGGAUGUAGCAGCCCUGUGCUGGCUUCAGUCAUAAAAUGAUGUUUAAGAUUCUUGUCACAAAUCAACAUCCAUGACAAUUAUAUAGUCAGGUUUACUAUGACAAGGAUAUUGAGUUAUUUCCAAAUAGUGGGAUAGUCCACAAGUCUUCUCCAGAAUGAGAAGCAGAAAUAAGAUAAUCUACUUUCUGGAAAGGAUCUUUAAGAGCAGCAGAAAAAGUAAAAGAAGGUACAGUCCUCUGAAUUAUCUGGGUAAAAAUAAUAGGAGAGCAACACAGAAAACAUAGAUCUGCAAGUAUGUUUCCAAAAAGCAAGUGACAAAUCCACAAAAAAGGAUUUGAGAGAAACAGCAAAGAAUUCGAGGGAGAAGGUCACGGAACAAUGCCAGAUGGAAGAUCUUCUGACUUUUGGACAAAUAUAACACAUUAAAGUAAGAUAAUUUUUUUAAAAAAAUCUAAUGAAAUGGAAGAUUAUUUGUAGAUUAUAGCCAGAUGAGGUCUACUCCUUCCUGGUGUCCUUUCCUGUUUCUAAAAUCCUGUGAACAAUAUGCUUACUAUACAGCUGCUUAUUAUAGUACUGGCUGCUUGAAAUGAUUUUAAAAUAUAUGACAACAGCAAGGCAAAAAAGGGGAGUUGCCAACCCCGCUUCAACUCUUAUUUCUGGAGGUAGAGUUAGGAGCCGACCACAUGUCUGUCCAAUGGAGCACCACUCACGCUUGGUUUUCAGAAGGAUGGCUGUGUUGGUUUUUUACAGCAAAAACAAGAGACUUCUUUUAAAGGCUUCUUAAAAUAUCACAAGGUUCUUUGUCUUUCACUUAAUCUUGGAGUGCAGAUAAACAUAACCAAAAGCCACAAUAGCUUUUUUUUAGUUUCACAAUUUACAUAUGACAGAUUAGGGUCAGCUUUUCUGGUAGGGAGGGCCCUCUGAGGUGCAGAUGGCUGUUCCACCAGGGAGGGACAGGCCAAAGUAAUACAUAUUAUCAUCUAGAACUCAUAAAUGACUUAAUUGUAAUGACAGAUUUUGGGGUGGGGGGAAGGUUAUUAAUAAAGAGCAGUUGUAUCUUUUGUGAAGUCUAUAUUCUGUGAAUUAAAGCAGGCAACAACCAAAUAAACUAAUUUUACUUUUUAAAAGUAAU
Molecule: messenger RNA, 2409 nt
Organism: Candoia aspera
Lineage: Eukaryota; Metazoa; Chordata; Lepidosauria; Squamata; Candoiidae
Gene: FAM107A
Product: family with sequence similarity 107 member A
Exons: 4
Coding region: 128-646 (172 amino acids)
Biological process (GO): actin filament bundle assembly; regulation of actin cytoskeleton organization; actin filament polymerization
Cellular component (GO): neuron projection; stress fiber; synapse
Source: RefSeq, a predicted model, not a curated record